ACUAAAGUUGCUUCAGCUAGUAAACCUGUUGUCGAAGCUUAUUUGUUUGUCCUCGGGAAAACCAUAAACGAAGUCAAUUUUAAGAGACAAGUGAUUUGUACACAACAUUGGCCCAAAGGCGUACGAAAAAACCUGGAAGAUCCGCCUUCAAUUAAAUACACAAAUGUGCAAGGAAAAGAGACUAAAGAAGGUCGUGAACAUUGGAACUGUGCUGCAGCUCUGUGUACAAACUCCUGGCGAACUAAACUCGAGGGAUUACAAUACUAUCGUUUAAGUGACUUCGCUCAAUGCAAAGACAAACAACAUGCUUAUAAUAAAGUAUUGAUGAACAAAGCAGUUGACUUCAAACGCGAUUUUAUAUGUUCAGUACACUGGUCAAAAGGAUUUAGAAACAACUUAGAUGAUCUCCCAGAUAGAGCGUGCCACCCGGACUACGUGAAUAAACAAACAACAAAGAAAGUGACACCACAAAGUAAAAUUGCUUCCGCAAAACGUUCUCUGAGUACGACUAAGCAAACAAACACCAAGAGAAGGAAACUCAUACGUUCAUCCUGUUCACUUGACUUUAAUUCAGAUGAAUCUAAAUUUGACAUAAUGCAAAAAGAAUUACAAGAGCUCAAAGAAAAGCUAGAGAACAAAACCGAAGAGGCAAACAGACUGUCUCUGCAAGUGAAAGACCUCACUGAAAAAAAUGACAGUUUAAGCAAGCAGAUUGCACAAUUUAAAGGGAAGAUGAAAGACUUGACAUUUUCAUAUGAAUGUCUCAAGUUACGACCCAAAAGAUUUUUUUACAUGAGUGGAUUAACUGUUGAUGAUUUUAAUUGUGUUUUGGAAUGCAUCAAGCCAUAUAUUUCUGUAAUAAUUUAUCCUGAUUGCAAAACUAACCAAGAUGGGCAAAGAAAACUCACAAAGAGAACUGAAUUGUUGUGUUAUUUUACAAUAUGCCGUCAUACAUUGCACCUUGGAGUCAUGGCUUUCCUCACCAACACAAGUGAUUCAACUAUAUCCCAUAUUUUUUCUGCAUCGUUAAUAUUUCUUUCAACUCUUUUUGACUCUAUUGACCUCAGUCCAUACCCGGGGGAAGUCAUUUCAUUGUUACCCAAAGAGUUUUGGUCUUCUGGUUUUCAGGACACUGUACUAUUUGGGGACUGUACAGAAAACUGGAUCUCAUCACCUGAAAACUAUGAUGUGAGUAGUGCAACAUUUAGUUGGAAGGAGGAAGACCUACUGUGA
Pocillopora damicornis (cauliflower coral) is the source of this 1233-nucleotide messenger RNA. RefSeq lists its product as uncharacterized. The record is from RefSeq and is a predicted model, not a curated record. NCBI's taxonomy places the organism in Eukaryota, Metazoa, Cnidaria, Anthozoa, Scleractinia, Pocilloporidae.